UUGAUGUCGGGAGUCCUCGCCUUGUCUUGGGCUCAAAUGAGCUGUUUGCUGUAGUAGGGAAACAUUAGUCCUCUACCAGCCAGCCGGGGGACGCCACAGUUCAACUUUUUUUGUUACAUGUGGUGGGGGUUUCUGCACUUUUGGAGGCGCCGCACACUGAGGAGAUUUAACCGUAAAAAGUCUUUCUUUUUCUUUAUUUCUACUUUUUUUUUUCUUCCCUUUUUGGUGACAUACACAAUUUUUUGAAAAGUGUGUUAAUAUCGCGGGGGGGGGAAGUCGACAUGCCUCAGCUCAGCAGCGGCGGAGGGGACGACCUGGGAGCGAAUGAUGAGAUGAUAGCGUUCAAAGACGAAGGAGAGCAAGAGGAGAAAAUCCAAGAAAAUGCGUUUACGGAGAGAGACCUGGCCGACCUCAAGUCCUCUCUGGUGAACGAGUCGGAAAUAAAUCAAAGUCCGAACGCAGCGGCGGUCAGACGGGGACAGCAAGGCGAGCACAGGGGCUUCCCAGAGAAACACCGGGAGCAUCUCGACGGUGUGUCGAAGCAGGAUGGAGGCAUGUACAAGACGCCGGCGUACCCGGGGUAUCCGUUCCUGAUGCUGCCCGACCCCUACCUCCCCAACAGCUCGGUUUCACCAUCUUCCAACAAAGUGUCGGUGGUGCAGCAGUCUCACGGGAUGCACCCGCUGACGUCCCUCCUGCCCUACAGCAACGAGCACUUCAGCCCCAGUCCUCCACACCUGCCCACAGAUAUGAGCCAGAAGACAGGCGUUCACAGGCAUCAGUCCCAGGACCUCUCAGGGUACUACUCCCUCCCUCCAGGCAGCGUCGGCCAGAUCACUCCAUCCAUGGGCUGGCAGAGCCAGCCAGUCUAUCCUUCCCUGUCCUCCUGUGGAUUCAGGCAGCCCUACUCCUCCAACCUCCCCAGCGCCUCCUCCUACUCCAGGUUCCCUCAUUCUCUGAUGCUGGGCCCCUCAGGCAUGCAUCCCACAGGGAUCCCCCACCCAGCAAUAGUGCCCCCUUCAGGCAAACAGGACCAUGACCAGUAUGACAGGGGCAUGUAUGUGAAGCCGCAGGUGGAAGCCAAGCGAGAGAAGGAGCCCAAGAAGCCGGUCAUCAAGAAACCCCUGAACGCCUUCAUGCUCUACAUGAAGGAGAUGAGGGCGAAGGUCAUCGCAGAGUGCACGUUAAAGGAGAGCGCCGCCAUCAACCAGAUUCUGGGACGGAGGUGGCACGCACUGACCCGAGAGGAACAGGCCAAGUACUACGAGUUGGCCCGGAAGGAGAGACAACUCCACAUGCAGCUCUACCCGACCUGGUCUGCCCGCGACAACUACGAGGCGGGCCUUAGCGGGGUCGCAGGGGAAAAGAGUAAAGCUGAUUGGGGCAAGAAGAAGAGAAGAAAAAGGGAGAAGCAGCAGGACUCCAACACAGACCCGGGCUCUCCUAAGAAAUGCCGGGCUCGCUUCGGCCUCAACCAACAAACGGACUGGUGCGGUCCCUGCAGAUAACUCUCUCUGACUGUCCCUAGGAGGAAAAAGAAGUGCAUUCGCUACCUUCAAGGAGGAGGCUGCCCCAGCCCAACUUCUUCAGAUUUAAGUGCUAUUGACUCUCCCCCAUCCCCUUCCCCAGCCCACCACCGUCUGUACCAGCACCAGCGCCCCCUCUCCCCGG
Scomber scombrus (Atlantic mackerel) is the source of this 1671-nucleotide messenger RNA. It is a transcript of the gene tcf7, whose product is annotated as transcription factor 7. Lineage: Eukaryota; Metazoa; Chordata; Actinopteri; Scombriformes; Scombridae. Gene Ontology annotation, biological process: canonical Wnt signaling pathway; regulation of transcription by RNA polymerase II. The record is from RefSeq and is a predicted model, not a curated record. The transcript has 13 exons. Gene Ontology annotation, cellular component: beta-catenin-TCF complex. The coding region runs from base 282 to 1508 and encodes 408 amino acids. Gene Ontology annotation, molecular function: RNA polymerase II cis-regulatory region sequence-specific DNA binding; DNA-binding transcription factor activity, RNA polymerase II-specific.